AUGUCUGAUAUUAGUAGUACAGAGACUAAUAAUUCAUUGAAAAGAAAAUUAGAAGAGGAUGAGCAAGAAUUGAAUAUUAAUUUCAAUGAUGGUAGUUCUAAUUCAAGUAGUAAAAGAAUGGCAUUAGAUUCAUCUCAAAAUAAAGAAGAAGUUAAACAAGAAGAAUCUUCACCUGCUACUGAAGAACCAACUAAGAAAGAAGUCAAAUUUGAAGAACAAGAAGAACCAAAGAAGAAAAAGAAAGGUGUUAAAUUCCAGGAAGAGGCCGAAGUAGUUGAAGAAAAACCUAAGAAGAAGGGUGUUAGUUUUCAAGAACCAGAAGAUGAUGAAGAAGAACAAGAACCAAAGAAGAAAGGUGUUAGUUUCCAAGAGCCAGAAAAUGAGGAAGAAGAAGAAGAAGAUGGGGAAGAAGAGUCAGAAGAAGAAGACAAAGAAUCAAAACCUACUCCAAUUGAACAACAACUUCCACCAGUCGGAUCAGACUCUGAAAUUACUUUUCAACCACAACAAGAAACAUAUCAAGAAUCAUCACAUCAAGUUUCUCAUAAAGAUGAAAUUACUUAUAGAAUGUAUUGUCCUGUUAAAGAAGCAAGUACUAUAGUUGGUAAAAAAGGUGAAACAAUAACUCAUAUUAGAAGAAAAGCAGAUGUUAAAGUAUCUGUAUCUGAAAAUUUACCUGGUGUUCCAGAAAGAAUUGUUACUGUUAAAGGAUCAAUUGAAAACGUAGCAAGAGCAUUUGGAUUAAUUGUAAGAACAAUAUUAGAGGAACCAGAAGAUGAACCGGCAACAAUUGAUUCACAAACAUAUAAUUUAAAAUUAUUGAUUCCACAUCCAAUGAUUGGUUUUAUAAUUGGAAAACAAGGUUCUACAUUUCGUAAAAUUGAAGAGGAAUCAGCAUCAAAAUUAAAAGCUGCUGAACAACCAUUGGCAUUUUCUACAGAUAGAAUUUUAUCAGUUCAAGGAGUUGCUGAUGCAAUUCAUAUAGCUUUAUAUUAUAUUGCGUUGGAAAUUUUAGAACAUAAAGAUGUUUUAAAAAAAAGUAAUAAUAAGAUAAUUUUAUAUAAUCCAGCAAAUUAUCAACAUAAUCAACAAAUUCCUUCAUCUCCUUCGAAUCCUACUGCUCCAAUUUCGGUAACUUCUAAUUUAGCUAGUUCUUCAAAUCCUUUACCUUUUCAAACUACUACACCUCAACAAUCACAAUCUCAACCUUUUAAUGUUUUACCUUAUGGUCAAGCACCUGGUAUACCUGCAGCUCUUCAACAAUUGCAACAACAACCAGCAACUCAACCUUUUAAUUUGGCAAAUUUAUUCCCACAAACUCAACAACCACAACAAAAUCCAAAUCCAUAUAUGCAACAACAACCAGUUCAACAACAAGCACCAAUGGGUGGUAUGGGUAUGAAUCAACAACCAGCAGUACCAUCUUCAAUUCCACAACAAAAUCAAUAUAUAGAUGAGUAUGGGAAUAAUAUGAUUGGUGAAGUUAUUGUAAAACCUGCUGUUCAAAUUGGUAAUGGUAAAUUUAAUCAAGAUAUAUUUGUAGCUAAUAGUUCAAUUGGUUCAGUUAUUGGAAAAGGUGGUAAUAAUAUAAAACAUAUUAGAACUAAUUCAGGCUGUUCAUAUGUUGAUAUUGAACCAGAUAUGGGUCAAUCAAUAAUGGUAAAAGGUAAAGGUUUAACUAAUAUUAGAAAAUUGACAUUAACAGGUACUCCAGAAAGUUUUAAUAUGGCAAUUUAUUUAAUUAAUCAAAGAAUAAAUGCAGAUAGGGAAAGAAAUGCUAGAUAA
Insectozyma verbasci is the source of this 1785-nucleotide messenger RNA. The record is from the annotation of a GenBank genome assembly. Lineage: Eukaryota; Fungi; Ascomycota; Pichiomycetes; Serinales; Debaryomycetaceae.